CCUCGAUCAAAACAUGUGCAACAAAGAAAGAUAAAUAUCUGAAAAAAGAGCAAAACAAAAACCUUGUAGACGGGGAGACAUUGCUUUCGGUGCACACACACUUCUUCUCCCCCUUUGCUUCCGUGCACCGACUCAAUUUCAACUCCUGCAUCUUCAAUCGGAUAUUGGUUGAUGAUUUUUACUUUCUAGCAGCUAAUCUGUGUGAGUGUACAUGCUCACUGACCAAAUUAGGUCUGAUAGUUGUGGUUUAGUGUUUUUAAAUCAAAAUGGAGCCUUUAUGGAAGCUUGUGUUUCUUAUGGAGCCGGCUCCAGUUACGCUUAUUUUAACUGCCAUUGCUGUCACAUUUGGGUCGGCUUUCCGGGCGUUAAACUAUGGAAAAGAAAUGGAAAAAAACCGUGACUUAUCUGAAGCAUCGAUCACGUUGGACCGAUCGCAAGCACUCAUGAUACCAGUUAUGAGCUCGUUAAGUCUGCUGACAAUGUUCUACUUGUUCUCUUCGGUCUCACAAUUGCUCACUGGUUUCACCGCAAUCGCCUCGGUGUCAUCUCUGUAUUUUGUGUUCUCACCUUAUAUAGUGCAUGUGAAGUCGCAGUUUGGGCUUUCUGACCCGUUUGUGUCUCGUUGCUGCUCCAAAUCUUUUACUCGAAUACAAGCGCUUUUAUUGUUUCUUUGCUUCAGUACAGUUGCAGCGUGGCUCGUUUCCGGGCAUUGGAUAUUGAACAACUUGUUGGGGAUUUCACUUUGUUUUGCGUUUGUGAGCCACGUUCGUCUUCCAAACAUUAAAGUUUGCGCGAUGCUGCUUAUCUGCUUAUUUGCGUAUGAUAUAUUCUGGGUGUUUUAUUCAGAAUGGUUUUUUGGUGCGAAUGUUAUGGUUGCAGUUGCAACACAACAAGCUUCUAACCCUGUUCAUACAGUGGCUAACUCUUUAAGUCUUCCGGGAUUGCAAUUAAUUACCAAAAAGCUCGAAUUGCCUGUUAAGAUUGUAUUUCCAAGAAACUUAUUAGGUGGCAUUGUACCGGGAAAUGCUGCUAGUGACUUCAUGAUGCUUGGUCUUGGUGAUAUGGCUAUUCCUUCCAUGCUUCUGGCGUUAGUUCUCUGCUUUGACCACAGAAAAGUCAAAGAGGCUGCAAACCCGCUGGAUAUAUCUCCACAAAAGGGGUAUAAAUACAUAUGGUAUGCUACGUGUGGAUAUGCUGUUGGAUUGGUAGCUGCAUUAGCAGCUGGAAUUCUUACUCAUUCUCCGCAGCCAGCACUUCUAUAUCUGGUGCCAUCGACACUUGGACCGAUAGUUGUGAUCUCCUGGGCACGAAAGGAGCUAAAGGAGUUAUGGGAAGGAUCGACACCGAAUGUUACAGAGAAAACACAUUUGACAGAAGUUUAAGCCAUGGAACAUGUAAAUGGACUUUGGAUAAGUUAAGAAUGAUGUUGCUACUUUGGAAAUAACAUUUUGUUUAAUAUUAUAUUAUUAUGACUUCGAAUCAUUUCUGCGGAUAAAAUGAGAAAUGACCCCUAUUUCAGAUUUUA
Messenger RNA from Helianthus annuus (common sunflower), 1525 nucleotides. Its product is annotated as signal peptide peptidase-like 1. The record is from RefSeq and is a predicted model, not a curated record. Lineage: Eukaryota; Viridiplantae; Streptophyta; Magnoliopsida; Asterales; Asteraceae. The transcript is spliced from 4 exons. Gene Ontology annotation, biological process: membrane protein proteolysis. Bases 267 to 1382 code for a protein of 371 amino acids. Gene Ontology annotation, molecular function: aspartic endopeptidase activity, intramembrane cleaving. Gene Ontology annotation, cellular component: Golgi-associated vesicle membrane; cytoplasmic side of endoplasmic reticulum membrane; lumenal side of endoplasmic reticulum membrane.